UGAGCGGUCGCCUAACGGUUUACAUUCAGCUCCCUACUUCUGUUCCGACUCAUUUCGCCAUGUCUACCAAUGGCGAGCCAAUGGUACCAUUUCGAUUUAGCGAUGAGCGACAUAUUAAGUUCGUCGAGCUUUACAGUCGCGAGCCAUGUUUAUGGAACCGCCGCCCCUAUCUAUGGGGCGCUCGAAAUGCUGCGUACAGGCGCGUUCAGACAGGCAUUAACGCCGAGGCGCUACCCAGUGAAAGCCCUGUAACUUUGGAGGGUGUUAAAACGAAGAUCAAAAAUAUGCGCACUGGGUAUCAUCAGGAGCUAAAAAAGAUCAGAGCGAAUCCUAAAUAUACCCCCAAGAUUCCCUGGUUCUCGCCAUUGCAUCAGAUUUUGGCACCGUUUUUGGAUCAGACAUCAAAUGGCGACGCGUUGAAAUCCCCAAUGCCUUUGAAGCGUCUCCAGGUAAAAUUGCCACGCUUGAAGCCCAUCCGGGUGUUACCGAACAAGGGUGAAGAGAAGACCGAAAUCAAAAUAGAGCUUGAACCUGAUCAACAGGUUUUCAUACCAAGCGAUGCUCUUCCAUUGAUGCCCACACUGACUCCAGCUCCACCCCUGCGUCUUAUUACGCCUCCGGCACAACCGCCGUCACCAACCCCACCGCAAAUACCCGAAGUUCCCUUACUGCCCAAGGCUAACUCCUCGACAUUGGAGCGAACGCUGACGAUGCAGUCGCUUAGCGAAGACGAGUUUACGUUUUUCGGACUCAGCGUUGCCGCCCAACUACGUAACAUGCCCCUAUCAAGUGCCAUGAUCAUGCAAACAAAGAUUCAGUAUUUACUAUCAAUAGAGCGUCGUAGAAUUGGUGGUGAUACUACCGAGGUCAACUUGUUUUAGUUUUAGAUGGGAUUUCAUUUAAAGAAUCAGUUAACAUCGUACGAAGCAAAGAAUU
Messenger RNA from Drosophila innubila, 936 nucleotides. RefSeq lists its product as uncharacterized. Lineage: Eukaryota; Metazoa; Arthropoda; Insecta; Diptera; Drosophilidae. The coding region runs from base 60 to 881 and encodes 273 amino acids. The transcript has 2 exons. Gene Ontology annotation, molecular function: DNA binding. The record is from RefSeq and is a predicted model, not a curated record.